Molecule: messenger RNA, 1500 nt
Organism: Ophidiomyces ophidiicola
Lineage: Eukaryota; Fungi; Ascomycota; Eurotiomycetes; Onygenales; Onygenaceae
Exons: 2
Coding region: 1-1500 (499 amino acids)
Biological process (GO): protein sumoylation; double-strand break repair via homologous recombination
Cellular component (GO): Smc5-Smc6 complex; nucleus
Molecular function (GO): zinc ion binding; SUMO ligase activity
Source: RefSeq, a predicted model, not a curated record
AUGGCAACGCCGCACCGGAGCUCGAGGAGACAGUCACCCGAGUCUAAUAGCGCUCUGGAGCCGCCUUCGGAGGCUGACCAGACUAUUACCCUUCCACCCUACCAACCCCAAUCACAUCAAUUGAAUGUCGAAGCCAGACAGGCCAUCCGAAACCUCGCGGAAUCAGAACAGUUCCGGCUUCUGGCUACUCACCUGGGAAACCUCGCACAAGCGUUAACGGACACCGUGGGCGAGGUCAAUGACCAGUUGACUGACGCAAAUGCAAGGUACCAGAAGCAGAAACGGAAAAGGGACAACCCCAAAGAUGGCGAGGAUGGAGACCCAUCAGAGGGCCAGCCUUCUGCAGAAGCGGAGAAGUCGGAUAAGCACAUUGCCGACCUACAGAUGCGUGUGAAAAUGACUACUGAAAAGAUGGAGCAAAAGAUUCGCGGCGUUAUAGAUGCAGAGUUCGCCGGCAAAACAGCAAAAGAGAUACUGGAGAAAAUUAGCCAAACACCCAAUGCAGGCCGACCCAGUGCCCAGUCAAGGCGUCGCACUAGAUCCGGAAGAAGGAAAAGGACCGAAGGUGACGGUAAUGGCGAAGGCAACGAGGGCGAGGGGUCCGAUGGCGACGGCAAUUCAAAUGCAGAACAUGACGAUGAGGAACAGCGAUACGAUCCUGUGGCUUCGACAACCUAUUUAUUUGAAACACAAGUACAAGAGAAGCUAGAAAAGUGGAAGAAUGCCUCUCUUACAGAGAGGUACACGAAUGACAAUACUUAUAUCGGGUUCUAUCGCGUUAUGCAUGAAUCCAGGCAUCCCGGAGACGAUGUUCCCCCACUCCCGAAUCGGUCUACCUGGUUUAGCCACAUGGAAGACCCGCCACAACCACCUCAAUCCCACCCUACUCGGCGCACCCGAAAGAGGGCCUCCCGCAUUCAAUCAGAUGACGAAGACAUAGCUGUUGAGAGCGAACGCAUCUCAACUCGCUGCCCCAUAACAUACCUCCCCUUUAAUGACCCAGUAAGCAGCACAAAAUGUCCGCAUACUUUCGAGCGUGCGGCGAUCGAGGAUAUGAUCAACAAUAGCAGCGAUACCAUUACAACUAAAACAAGCACCGGUCGGCGGAAGGUCAAGUGUGUCAAAUGCCCGGUUUGCUCCGCCCAGCUUAUACUUGAAAAUCUACGGCAUGAUCCUGCCAUGCAGCGGAGAGUCCGAAGAGCCAUUGAGAAUGAAACAAUGCAAGAUGACGAGGAAAUGGAUGAGAAUGAAGACGACGAGCAAGAUGUAGUCUUAGCUCGGCGGCAGACCUCACGAAGCCAAAAUGUAGCGGUGAAGUUGGAACGGCCCACGUCUCGCGAACGAAGCAUUGUUCCUGGGACACAAUUUGAGACGAUUAUUGACGAUGGAGAAGAGGAAGGCCGUGAUGUAGAUGUGGCUGACACUGAAGAGGAUGAAGAAAAAGACGAUGAAGAUGAAGAGGAAGAAGAAGAGGAAGAGGAAGAUGACGAAGAAGGGUAA